Molecule: messenger RNA, 1041 nt
Organism: Fomitiporia mediterranea MF3/22
Lineage: Eukaryota; Fungi; Basidiomycota; Agaricomycetes; Hymenochaetales; Hymenochaetaceae
Exons: 3
Coding region: 1-1041 (346 amino acids)
Source: RefSeq, a predicted model, not a curated record
AUGACUACUGCUAGUGAUUUUAAUGGCGCAUUUAAUGCGAUUUUUCGAGAGGCCGAAGCCACUUUAUCCGUGAUAUCGAUAACCUCCACAGCUACUGCAUCGGACCUUCCUGGAGCAGGACGUACACUCGGGAACCUGUACAGCUACUUUGGGAAAAGGCUUGAGACCCUACUUAGCCGUCUUGCAGAGCGUCAUGGGUACGGCCCUACAGCUAUCGAAAAGCGUGUCCUAGUUUGCAUCGGUUCUCCGCCCAAUCCAAACUUUCCCGUCCCUGGAUCCAAGCGAGACAGGAAGCUCCGAAAAGAUUUGACCCGACUUGUACGAUAUACCCAGUCCAAUAUUGAUGCAAACAGGGCGCUGGCUUGUCAAACUAUAAUCUCUCUCACGCUUUAUCACAAGUAUUUCUGCGAGCUGUUCUGCGAGCUCGAUGCUUUGAAAACGUUCGCUGUUAUCCUGGCUCGGGAGAAAGUAUACGGAGAAACAGACUGUCUACUGUCUCCUUCACGCAAGGCUCUUCUAUGUAUCGCUGAAACCGAAAUAAACACCAUCGGUAGAAAUUAUUCGUUACUGGCUCUCCAAUUUAUGCAAAUGGUCCGGCGUAGCAGACUGCACGAUCCAAGUGAGCAAGAUCUGUUCUACAGUGCCCAUUUAAAUGCGCAUGAGAAGGUUGUGGAAUAUAUUGGCAGUAGGCAUCCAGAGCGAUCUUUCCUUGCUCUUUGCCAUUUCACUGAAGUAAUUCGCGACAGCAUUCGUAACAGACGAUUUAAUUUACCGAGAAAUCCAGAUUCUCCACAAUCUGUUGGAGAGGUCGGGAGCACGAGAAAACCCGGCUGGAAAGCGGAAAAUACCUGUCUCCGCAGCCGUUUUCAGCAACAAUAUGAUGGCCACAAAAUGCUUGAAAGGUCUAUUAUAUUCAACUUGAAGAAAGCGCCAAGUGAUGUUGACUGGCAUGUCCUCGAGCUCGGGAUCCUCCAAAUGCAAAUUCGGGCACUUACAUUGCAACGAAAAGGCAAAUUAUGCCGUUGUUCUGCAAUAGCGUGA